This is a messenger RNA of Polypterus senegalus (gray bichir), 3393 nucleotides long. RefSeq names its product gastrula zinc finger protein XlCGF57.1-like. Gene Ontology annotation, molecular function: DNA-binding transcription factor activity, RNA polymerase II-specific; RNA polymerase II cis-regulatory region sequence-specific DNA binding. The transcript is spliced from 3 exons. Lineage: Eukaryota; Metazoa; Chordata; Cladistia; Polypteriformes; Polypteridae. Gene Ontology annotation, cellular component: transcription regulator complex; PcG protein complex. Gene Ontology annotation, biological process: regulation of transcription by RNA polymerase II. The record is from RefSeq and is a predicted model, not a curated record. Bases 766 to 2424 code for a protein of 552 amino acids.
UGUUCAGCAAUGCCGCUGCAGCUACCUGCUGCUGGACCUUUCUGACAAAUCGAGUAGCCAGCCGGCUGGUGGUGUCGAUCGGUCCAACGAAACAGGUCCUCGAAAGAGAAACGAGAAAAAGAGAAGCUGCCAUUUCCAGUAACUUGUUUAAAAUGGAGGAAAGUCUCCGGCCAUCCAGACCACUACCUCUAAAGCUGGAAUAAAAUCAAGAAUAUGUGACCUCCAGAGGAGUUAUAUUGGGGGCCGCGCAGAUGGGCUUUGUCACCUCAGAGUUUGCUGUGCUGCUUGGCAGUUGCUAUUUUGAUUGUGCGCUGCUCUGUUGGUUUUAAUUCAGUGGCACACAGAAAGAACCGAAAAAGAGCAGUUCUGUACCAAUAAGCAGCCUUAUUACCCAAUCAGGGUGAUGAAAACAACUUGUGCUCAAUUUGAUUGGUGGAUGUUUUUUUAAUAAGGCCAACUGACAAAGUUCUGUCAACCUGAACCUCACCAAUGGAUGGCCUACGACCCUCUACUUCCCUAAUGGGAGAAGGACAACAACUUUGAAAGCCAAAGAGCAACUUCUGCCUCUUCAGUUAAUAAUUAAUGGUAAUGUUGGCUAUCCUCUGUAAAGAUUCACUUACUCUGUGUCCUUUUUGGUCAAAUCGAUUCCCCGUGGAAGAGUUGUGGCAGGCCACCUUUCAAGCAGAUUACAACACUUAUGUGAAAGUACCCUUUGCAAAAUAAGAGGGACAGGAGAAUCUCACACUGCACAGGAGUUUACAUUCCAUGUGUGCCAUGGAAAACAAAAGAAAUGUGGAGAUUAAGGAAGAAGACUGUGAAUGGGAAGAUAUGGCACAUCAGAAGAAGGUGUUUGGCACUCAGGAAGAGAAGAAUUGUGAAUGGAGUCGAACAGUCAUUAAAGAGGAGUCUGGGCCAACAUCUGACACCACUGACUUGCAAAAAAAUGAAACGGCAAACCCUGUCAAGGUAGAAGACAUUAAAUUAGAGUCUGUUCCUCAACAUGUGCGUGCAGAUGACAGACUAACUGGAACAGGCUUCACGAAAAUGAAAUCCCACUUCCAGGUGAAGACUGAACCUUUGGAUUCUGACAUGAAGGAGACGGAAAAGGCAUUGCGUUCAAGGAAUUCUGGAGAAGAUGUGGAAAAAAGUGGCACCAUCUUCUCCUCUUCAUUUCCUCAGACAUCUCUUCACUGUAGACCACAGCAAAAUGAAAACAUAAAAGAGCUGACAUCUGGAUUAGAGGUUUUGGUGCCAACCUCCUUGCCUGUGAAACUAAAAAGAGCAGACACUAUAAACAGUCAACAGGUGCAUAAUGCAAAUAUAAAGGCUCAGUAUGUCCACAAGAAACAAAGGAGAACUACUAAACAAAAAUCUAAAACUAAACUUAAAUUGAGUCAUACACAACAGAAACCCUAUUCCUGUUCCGAGCGUGGCAAACGAUUUCUCACCAGUGGUAAGCUUCAAAUCCACACAAGAAUCCACACUGGAGGAAAACCAUAUUUCUGUUCUGAAUGUGGAAAACAUUUCUCCCACAAAAGUCAUCUUCAUGCCCAUAAAAGGAUUCACACUGGAGAGAAACCAUAUUGCUGUUCCCAGUGUGGAAAACAGUUCUCCCAAAUAGGCCAUCUUCAGACCCAUACAAGAAUUCAUACAGGAGAGAAACCAUUUUGCUGUUCUGAAUGUGGUAAACAAUUCUCAGAAAAGCGCAGUCUGCAGUUACACACAAUAAUUCACACAGGAGAGAAUUCAUAUUGCUGUUCCGAAUGUGGAAAACAGUUCUCUAGCAGCAGUAAUCUUCAGAUCCACACAAGAAUUCAUACUGGAGAGAAGCCGUAUUGUUGUUCUGAAUGUGGGAAACGAUUCUGCACCAGCAGCAGUUUUCAAACCCACAGAAGAAUUCACACUGGAGAGAAGCCUUAUCGCUGUUCUGACUGUGGCAAACAAUUCUCACAAAUAGGUAAUCUUCAGACCCACACAAGAAUUCAUUCUGGAGAGAAGCCGUUUUCCUGCCCUGAAUGUGGUAAGCAAUUCUCUAAAAAACGAAAUCUUAAGAUACACACAAUAAUUCACACUGGAGAUAAGUCAUAUUGUUGUUCUGAAUGUGGGAAACAAUUCACCACCAGUAGCAAUCUUCAGAUGCACAGAAAAAUUCACACUGGAGAGAAGCCACAUUGCUGUUCUGACUGUGGCAAACGAUUCAUCACCAGUGGGAAACUUCAAGUCCACACAAGAGUUCAUACUGGAGAGAAGCCAUAUUCCUGUUCUGACUGUGGUAAACAGUUUUCACAAAUAGGCCAUCUUCAGACCCAUACUAGGAUUCACACUGGGGAGAAGCCAUUUUGCUGUUCAGAAUGUGGCAAACAAUUCUCUGAAAAACGCAGUCUUCACUUACACACAACAAUUCAUACAGGAGAGAGGCCCUGAUGAAGUAAUUUGGAGAGUGUAUAAAGGAAGGAAAUGAGGAAAGAUUUAAAAAAAAAUUCUGUUAAUUCUUGAUGAGUACCUUUAAAUAAUCACCCAGUCUUGUCAAGGUAAAGCUACUGUCAUAGUGGGGAAAGGAUCCAAAGAGGUCAUUCACACUGCCUGCACAUCUCCCAGGAUAAAAAUCUGCAUUUGGGUAGGUUAAGGUAGUGGCAAUUGUACACUAUCUUCAGACCUCCAGUCUGGUGUCAGUUCAAAUGAGCGGAAUUUCUAGCUCAGAAACAAUGGACCUAAAAGACUUUCAGGAGUUCCACAACAGCGCACAAAAAACUUUAAGCCACAGCUAGCAACUUCUUUUCUCUCCUACAGUUUUGGAGUUAUAGGGUGGCCACACAACAAUCUUCAUACAUUUGACAGUAAAAGAAGAAAACUGCUGCACACACAUCAAUGAAUGUACAAGAACUGAUAUAUUCCAAGAGUGAACAUCCUAAGAAAGGCAAGGGACUGAUUGAACCUGAUUACGUGUACAAACGAUGAUAGCAAUCAUUGGACUUCAGGCUUACCUGAUGUAUUCUAAAGACCAAUAUGUUCAUACAGUUCUCAACGAUGAAACAAAAUGGAAACAACCUCCAUCAUGGAGCUCAGUCAAUUACUCCAUAAAAGAGUGACAGAAACUGACCCACAAACCCUCAAACAUUACAUCCUGCUGGGCAUCAGAAACAAUAUUGGAAACUGGAUCAGCAGAAAAGGGAGAAAUUGGUGGUAAAACCACAAAUAUAAUGGGAAUUAGGUGCUUACUACUCGGAGUGGUGGCUCUGAGGCUAAGGAUCUGCGCUGGUAUCCAAAAAGUUGCCUGUUCGAAUCCCCAUUACUGCCUAAAGAGAUCCUUCUCUGCUUGGCCCUUGAGCGAGGCCUUUAACCUGCAAUUGUUCCAGGGGCCCUGUACAAUGGCUGACCCCAAGGGGUAGAUGA